AUGCACUGGGCUUACCACCCCCAUAAUCCCUUCAACUGGCCACGAGGGAAGAAAUGGAUGGCAAUGCUAACGUCCUGCUGGGUCACCUUCAUUGUCGGAUUAAAUGCCACGUCGAUGACCACAGCGGCCGAGUCGAUCUCGACGGAGUUCAACCUGAGUAAUGGCACUUUCGAAUAUAAUUUCUUUGCCGUCACGGCCUGGAACGCCGCCGCGGCGUUUGUGCCUCUGGUCACUCUUCCGCUAAUGGACACCUAUGGAAUGAGGUAUGGAUAUGUGGCAGCGUACAUCCUGUUCACCAUCUUUGUGAUCCCUCAGGCUCUGGCACCGAAUUUCGCCACCCUGGUGGUAUGUCGCGCGAUCGCAGGGGCAUUUGGAGGCACGUUGCAAAAUUGCGCUGAUGGUCUGGCUUCGAACAUGUUCCUCCAUCAUAAAGAUCGCGUAUUUCCCCUGACUCUGUAUACCUUCACUUUGUUGUUUGGGGUUACUAUGGGCCCGGUCCUCGGCGCUGCGGUUGAGCCAUUGGGAUGGCGAUGGGUAUUCUGGGUUGAAUUAAUCCUCUACGGCGCAUGUAUCCCGUUGGUCGUAUUAUGCAUGAAAGAGACACGUGGACCGAUCCUCCGCGAGAAAUUCAUGCCGAACGAGGAGCCAUCCGACAGCCCGAAUACAUCCGACGCCCUGCACAUUUUCCAGGAAACGAUUUCUCGAUCCGCAUUGCUACUCACCACCGAACCGACCGUGACUUCGUUCACGGUCUGGUCAGCGUUCGCCUUCGGUCUAGUUUUUAUAUCCACACAGUCCAUCCCGAUCGUCUUCAGCGGCACAUACAACUGGCCAUCAUACACCGACGGAGUCAUCCAAUCCUCCAUCGGCAUCGGACAGAUUAUCGGCCUGGGCGCAUGUCUCUUCCAGAACCGCGUCUAUACACGCAGCACAGCAUAUAACCCGGAGAGUCCCGGGAUCCCGAUCCCCGAAUCGAUCCUGCACCUGUCCAUCCCCAGCACGGCGGUCGGACUCGCGGGCGGACUAUUCAUGUACGGCUGGUCGACGUACAAGACACAUUGGAUUGUUCCCGCGAUUGCACUGGGUUUGACGGGCUACGCUAUCAUGGUCAUCGUCACGGCGGUCACUAUCUAUGUGACGGAUUCGUAUGCCGGGUUCGCAGCGAGCGCGAUUGCGGCUGUCGCGUUCGGUGAGAACAUCUUCGCGGCGGUUCUCCCGCUGGCUGCGAAACCCAUGUACGUCCGACUCGGGUACCAAUGGGCUAGUAGCCUAUUGGGGUUUGUGGCGGCAGCAUUGACUUUCGCUCCGGUGGUGUUACUCUGGAAGGGCAGGACGAUUCGGGGCAGAAGUAAGGCGAUUCAGAAAAUGGCUCAUUCUUGA
Messenger RNA from Aspergillus tanneri, 1380 nucleotides. RefSeq lists its product as uncharacterized. Bases 1 to 1380 code for a protein of 459 amino acids. Gene Ontology annotation, biological process: transmembrane transport. NCBI's taxonomy places the organism in Eukaryota, Fungi, Ascomycota, Eurotiomycetes, Eurotiales, Aspergillaceae. The record is from RefSeq and is a predicted model, not a curated record. The transcript is spliced from 3 exons. Gene Ontology annotation, molecular function: transmembrane transporter activity.